Manihot esculenta (cassava) is the source of this 1598-nucleotide messenger RNA. Its product is annotated as ras-related protein RABC2a. The record is from RefSeq and is a predicted model, not a curated record. Gene Ontology annotation, molecular function: GTP binding; GTPase activity. The coding region runs from base 371 to 1045 and encodes 224 amino acids. Lineage: Eukaryota; Viridiplantae; Streptophyta; Magnoliopsida; Malpighiales; Euphorbiaceae. The transcript is spliced from 6 exons.
UCCUGUUGAGCUAUUACAAUCAAAUGUUCUGAUGCCACCAAAAAGCCUUUCAAAUGGAUUGAAUUUAUAACACCAACUCUUUUCUCUUCACAAAAUCUUUUUCUUUUCAGAGAAAAUCCAUUUCCAUCAAACAGAAAAUGCUACCCGCCAACCCCACCAUUAUUUCAUACCCGAGGAAAUUUCCCAUUUGGCUUCUCCUCUCCUCUCCUCUCCUCUUUCUCCCUCUAUUUUCUCUCUCUUUCUAAUUAGUUUUCUUUCUUCCUUUCUCUUGUUUUGAUAGAGAACCAUCUCCAAACUUACACUCACCCUUUUCUUCAUAGGUUGGUGGGUUCUCUUAUUCUUUGUUUUUUAUGUGUAUAAAGCAAGAAUCAUGACGAGUUCUUCUUCUAAAGCUGGGAAUAAUAGUUAUGAUUACGCUUUCAAGAUUCUGUUGAUUGGAGAUUCUGGGGUUGGCAAGAGUACUAUACUUCUCAGUUUUAUCUCCAAUUCUGUUCAUGAUCUCUCUCCUACAGUUGGUGUCGAUUUCAAGAUCAAGAUGGUCAAUGUUGGUGGGAAAAGGUUAAAGCUUACAAUUUGGGACACAGCUGGGCAGGAAAGGUUUGGAACACUAAUAAGCUCUUAUUACAGGGGGGCACAUGGAAUUAUCCUUGUUUAUGAUGUGACUCGCCGAGAGACAUUCAAAAACUUGUCAGAUAUGUGGGCAAAGGAAGUGGAGCUCUACUCUACUAAUCAAGAUUGUAUCAAAAUUCUAGUUGGAAAUAAAAUUGAUAGGGAUGUUGAAAGAGCUGUAAGUAGAGAAGAGGGAAUGGCUCUUGCUGCAGAACAUAAAUGUGCAUUUCUUGAAUGUAGUGCUAAAACAAGAGAAAAUGUGGUGCAGUGUUUUAAAGAGCUAAUGUUAAAGGUACAUCGUCAACAAAGAAAUGUUUUUCUUAUGGUACUGGAAGUACCUAGUUUAUUGGAGGAGGGAUCCGUAGUCGUCAAACAGCAGGUUUUAAGUCAGAAACCAGGAUACCAUGCACCUCGUAGUCGUGGUUGCUGCUCCUAAUUAACGUGGCCGGACAAUAAGGUACAGCAAACAUAACUAUCAGCAAAAUCAAUGGAAGAUCUCUGAGCGUUAGUGCUAAUGCCUAUUGAACGGUGGUAGCCAGCCUUUUGGACACUGUUCUCAAACAAACAAUGUGUUUUGAUGUAUGUCUACUAUCAAGCUCGAUCGUGGUGGUAAUUUGAGCAAUUCUAGGAGGUGGGUUCUUAACAUCUUGUUCAUGUUUUUCCUCCUUGUUAAUAUCUGCGAUGCUGUUAAAUAUUCUCCAUAAGUUAAGAGUUUUUUUUUUUUUUUUUUUUUUUUUGUGUUUGUCGAGUUUUUGUUUAGUUUGCCAUUGACAUGUAAAGUUAAUAGUUGUUUAAUAUCAAAUGGUUUAUACAUUUUUUUUAUUAGAGGGAUUGGGAAGUGGGGAUUUAAAUCUGGGUCUAUUAGGCGAAUGAAAUGUAUUGAUCAAAUCAUGCUAGGCCAAAUGUUUAGCAGGAAAUGUAUACUUGUGGGAGACCAGAUGCACAAGAAAUUUUGCUAAAUAUGGGAAAUAAAUUUCCUUUCUUGCUAA